Antechinus flavipes (yellow-footed antechinus) is the source of this 916-nucleotide messenger RNA. It is a transcript of the gene GNGT2, whose product is annotated as G protein subunit gamma transducin 2. The transcript is spliced from 5 exons. Lineage: Eukaryota; Metazoa; Chordata; Mammalia; Dasyuromorphia; Dasyuridae. Gene Ontology annotation, cellular component: heterotrimeric G-protein complex. Bases 487 to 696 code for a protein of 69 amino acids. The record is from RefSeq and is a predicted model, not a curated record. Gene Ontology annotation, molecular function: G-protein beta-subunit binding. Gene Ontology annotation, biological process: G protein-coupled receptor signaling pathway.
AUCCAAGCCCUCGUCCACCUCGCACGCACACUACAAAAGCUCAGCCUGGAAACACUGCUGCCGCCACCGCUGUCGCUGUCGCUGCCGCCGUGCCUCUGACUCAGAUGAGGAAGCUGAAGAUCGGACACAGGUCACCCAGGCUGCAGAAAUAAAAUCUGAACCCAAGGUUUCCCGACUCCAGAGUGAAGGCUUUCUCCUCAAUUUAUUGACCUGAACUGAGUUGUCUUACAUCACAGGGGGGCUCAGGUCUCCUGACAGGCUUAUUACUUCAAGUUUAUUAAUCAGCUUAAGGAUCAGAGAUUUUGGUGUUAAGACCAUCUGCUGCUUCAAUAGGAGAAAUCUUCAGUUGGAAAGAAGUAAGAGGACCAGGAAAUACUGUGUUCAAGACUGAGACAGAUGCCUCUUUGAAGACUUCAAGACAGCACCCUACCAAUACCACCACCACAUACAAGCCCAUACACAGGGUCUCUGUUUCUUUGGAGCAACAUGGCUCAGGAUCUCACUGAGAAGGAGCUGUUAAAAAUGCAGAUCGAUCAACUUAAGAAGGAAGUGAAGAACGAAAGAGUCUUGAUUUCCAAAUCAGGGAAGGCACUUAAGGAGUAUGUGGAAGCUAAUGCUGGAGAUGACCCCCUACUUAAAGGUGUCCCUGAGGACAAAAAUCCCUUUAAAGAGAAAGGUGGUUGUAUGAUAAGUUGACCACCCCUUUUCCCCAUCCUCAACCCAAGGACCAGCUGUUCCCUUGGCAUCUAGAUGAUCACCUACAGACCCAAACCCCUGACAACUAAAUAUCAUUCUACUCUACCCUGACAAUUCUGUCCAUCCUUCUCCAAGGUUAUAUUCAUUCUUCAACAAUUAACUAAUUGGUGUUAAAGGAUAAUUACUGAAUCAGUGUACACUCAAGCAGGAAAAUGCAAUG